AUGUCUGACGAAUUUGUUAUUAAGCCAGAGAGUGUUUCACCAUCUAGUAACACUAGUGAGUGGCCUUUAUUGUUGAAGGACUAUGACAAACUAUUAGUCAGAAGUGGUCAUUACACACCAAUUCCAGCUGGUGCCUCUCCUUUGAAGAGAGAUUUGAAGUCAUAUAUCAGUUCUGGUGUCAUCAAUUUGGACAAACCUUCAAACCCAUCUUCUCACGAAGUUGUUGCUUGGAUCAAGCGUAUCUUGCGUUGCGAAAAAACAGGUCAUUCUGGUACUUUAGAUCCUAAAGUCACUGGUUGUUUGAUCGUCUGUGUUGACAGAGCUACCAGAUUGGUCAAGUCUCAACAAGGUGCUGGUAAAGAGUAUGUUUGUAUCGUUAGAUUGCACGAUGCCCUUAAGGACGAGAAGGAAUUGGGCAGAGGUUUAGAAAAUUUGACUGGUGCUUUGUUCCAAAGACCUCCUUUAAUUUCUGCUGUUAAGCGUCAAUUACGUGUCCGUACCAUUUAUGACUCCAACUUGAUCGAAUUUGACAACAAGAGGAACUUGGGUGUUUUCUGGGCUUCCUGUGAAGCUGGUACUUAUAUGAGAACUUUAUGUGUCCAUCUUGGUAUGCUUUUAGGUGUCGGUGGCCAUAUGCAAGAGUUGCGUCGUGUUAGAUCCGGUGCUUUGUCCGAAAACGAUAACUUGGUCACCCUACAUGAUGUUAUGGAUGCACAAUGGGUAUACGAUAACACCAGGGAUGAAUCCUACCUAAGAAAGAUCAUUCAACCAUUAGAAACUCUAUUAGUCGGUUACAAAAGAAUUGUUGUCAAAGAUUCUGCUGUUAACGCUGUUUGUUACGGUGCCAAGUUGAUGAUUCCAGGUCUACUUCGUUAUGAGGAAGGUAUUGAAUUAUAUGACGAAGUUGUAUUAAUCACCACCAAGGGUGAGGCCAUUGCAGUUGCCAUUGCUCAAAUGUCUACUGUCGAUUUAGCUACUUGUGACCACGGAGUUGUUGCCAAGGUUAAGAGAUGUAUCAUGGAAAGAGACCUAUAUCCAAGAAGAUGGGGUCUUGGUCCAAUUGCCCAAAAGAAAAAACAAAUGAAGGCUGACGGUAAGCUAGACAAAUAUGGCCGUGCCAACGAAAAUACUCCAGAGACCUGGAAGAAGACUUACGUUUCAUUGGAGAAUGCUGAACCAACUACCGCCCCUGCAUCCAAAUCAGAAGAAAAACCACUGAUCAAAGAAGUAGAAAAGAAGGAAGUCGAACAGAAGGAAGAAUCAAAGGAAGAAUCAAAGACACCAGAAGAAAAGAAGGACAAGAAGGAAAAGAAGGAGAAGAAGGACAAGAAGGAGAAAAAGGAAAAGAAGGAGAAGAAGGAGAAGAAGAGAAAGGCUGACGAUGAUGAGUCUUCCGAGAAGAAGAAGAAGAAGUCAAAGAAAUAA
Molecule: messenger RNA, 1425 nt
Organism: Kluyveromyces lactis
Lineage: Eukaryota; Fungi; Ascomycota; Saccharomycetes; Saccharomycetales; Saccharomycetaceae
Gene: CBF5
Product: pseudouridine synthase CBF5
Exons: 1
Coding region: 1-1425 (474 amino acids)
Biological process (GO): mRNA pseudouridine synthesis; snRNA pseudouridine synthesis; rRNA pseudouridine synthesis
Cellular component (GO): box H/ACA snoRNP complex
Molecular function (GO): pseudouridine synthase activity; RNA binding
Source: RefSeq, a predicted model, not a curated record